Messenger RNA from Brassica napus (rape), 866 nucleotides. RefSeq names its product glutathione S-transferase U25. Lineage: Eukaryota; Viridiplantae; Streptophyta; Magnoliopsida; Brassicales; Brassicaceae. The record is from RefSeq and is a predicted model, not a curated record. Gene Ontology annotation, molecular function: glutathione transferase activity. Gene Ontology annotation, cellular component: cytoplasm. The transcript is spliced from 2 exons. Gene Ontology annotation, biological process: glutathione metabolic process. Bases 78 to 737 code for a protein of 219 amino acids.
UUUUAUCCAUAAUACACUUAAAGACACCAAAACAAACACAUUAGUAUAUCUCAGUGAGGUUAAUUGGAAGAGCAACAAUGGCGGACGAGGUGAUUCUGCUGGAUUACUGGCCGAGUAUGUUCGGAAUGAGGACGAGGGUUGCUCUAGAGGAGAAGAACAUCAAGUUCGACUACAGAGAACAAGACCUAUUCAAUAAGAGCCCGAUUCUCCUCGAGAUGAACCCGGUUCAUAAGAAAAUCCCGGUUCUCAUCCACAAUGGUAAACCGGUUUGUGAAUCUCUCAUCCAGGUCGAGUACAUCGACGAGACUUGGCCAGGGGGCAACCCAUUCCUUCCUUCUGAUCCUUACCAAAGAGCUCAGGCCAAGUUUUGGGGAGAUUUCAUCGACAAAAAGGUGUAUGGUCCAACGAGGUUGAUCUGGGGAGCGAAAGGAGAGGAGCAAGAGGCGGGGACGAAGGAGUUCAUUGAGAUGCUCAAGAUGCUAGAGUCUGAGCUUGGAGACAAGACUUACUUUGGAGGCGAAACAUUCGGUUAUGUGGAUAUAGCUAUGAUUGGAUUCUACUGCUGGUUCGACGUUUUGGAGAAGUGUGGCAAUUUUAGCAUCGAAGCAGAGUGUCCAAAGCUGAUUGCUUGGGCUAAAAGGUGUAUGAAGAGAGAGAGUGUGGCUAAGUCUCUUCCUGAUUCAGACAAGAUCACUAAGUUCGUUCCUGAGCUAAAGAAAAAAAUUGGCAUCGAGUAGUUCUGUUAUAACUUAAUCUAUGUUCUGUCUUUUUUCGUACCUUUUCAGUUGAUGUUUUGUUUCUGCUCUGUUUGAAAUUUGAAGUUCUCAUAAUAAUACAAACAUCCUCUAAUAGUUUCACUAAACAAA